Messenger RNA from Tachyglossus aculeatus (Australian echidna), 1447 nucleotides. RefSeq names its product transmembrane protein 150A (gene TMEM150A). The transcript has 8 exons. Lineage: Eukaryota; Metazoa; Chordata; Mammalia; Monotremata; Tachyglossidae. The coding region runs from base 160 to 975 and encodes 271 amino acids. The record is from RefSeq and is a predicted model, not a curated record. Gene Ontology annotation, biological process: protein localization to plasma membrane.
GAGGAGGAGGAGGAGGAGGAGGUGGUGAGGGGCCGGGGCAGCCGAGGGGUGCGGCCCAUCCCCGGGGGCAGGAGGAGGUAGCCCGCCUCGCCCCUUCUCCCUCCAGCCGACCCGCCUCGGGGCCUCUCCCCCGGCCCUUUCCCGGCCCUCCCCUCCCUCAUGACCGCCUGGAUCGUCCUGCCUGUCAGCCUCUCCGCCUUCUCCAUCACCGGCAUAUGGAUCGUGUAUGCCAUGGCAGUGAUGAAUCACCACGUGUGCCCCGUGGAGAACUGGUCCUACAAUGAAUCAUGCUCCACUGACUCUGCCAAACAGGGCUCCCCAAAGAGCUGCUGCACUCUGGAGGACAUUCCCCUCAUCAGCAAGUGCGGGACGUACCCUCCCGAGAGCUGCCUCUUCAGUCUCAUCGGCAACGUCGGUGCCUUCAUGGUGGUGCUGAUCUGCCUUCUGCGCUACGGCCAGCUGCUGGAACAGAGGCACCACUCCUGGGUGAACACCACUGCUCUGAUCGCGGGCUGCACCAACGCCGCCGGGCUGGUCGUCGUCGGUAACUUCCAGGUGGAUCACGCCAAGUCUCUGCACUACAUUGGGGCCGGGGUGGCCUUCCCUGCCGGCCUGCUCUUCGUCUGCCUGCACUGCGUCCUGUCCUACCACGGGGCCGCCGCCUCCCUCGACCUCGCCAUGGCCCACCUGCGAGCCGUACUCGCCGUCAUCGCAUUCGUCACCCUGGUCCUCAGUGGCAUCUUCUUCAUCCACGAGAGCUCCCGGCUGCAGCACGUGGCCGCCCUGUGCGAGUGGGUCUUCGUCAUCGACAUCCUCAUCUUCUACGGGACCUUCAGCUACGAGUUCGGGGCCGUGUCGGGCGACACGCUGGUGGCUGCCCUCCAGCCGGCCUCCGGCCGCAGCUGCAAGUCUCCGGGCAGCAGCAGCACCUCCACGCACCUCCACUGUGCCCCAGAGGGCAUCGCCAUGAUUUGAGACUGGAUGGGGGCGGGGGUUGGCGUCCGCCCACUCCCCUCCCUCUUCCGUUUAUUUUGUACCAAAAAGAUUUUUUUAAGAGAAAGUGUUAUUUGCAGGGGGGAGGCCCUUCUUCUCCAGCCUGUACCACCUAAUCUGGCCGCCCCCACAACGCAGGGGCUGCCCAUGUGCCUAAUGGAGCCAGUCCACCUAUCAGGGGGGGCAGGGUCAGGAGUUUUUUUCCUCUUUCCCAUCCCAGUCCCCCCACGGUGCCUUCUGCUCCCCUGCCCUGGGGCUGGUGGAGCUUCUGCUGCAAUAAGUUGGGAGGAGGGGGCUGGGCCCGGCUGGGACCCUCCCGCCCCCAAGCUGCAGCAGGCCAGUGCAAGCCAUUCAACUCUUUUCCUUCUCCCCUCCUUCCUUUAGGGCAAAUAACAGAGCAGAACCACAUGGGUAAUUUUAGUACUUUUUUAUAUCUAUAAAAAAAUGGCUUGGA